This is a messenger RNA of Fonsecaea pedrosoi CBS 271.37, 432 nucleotides long. RefSeq lists its product as uncharacterized. The record is from RefSeq and is a predicted model, not a curated record. The transcript has 2 exons. Bases 1 to 432 code for a protein of 143 amino acids. NCBI's taxonomy places the organism in Eukaryota, Fungi, Ascomycota, Eurotiomycetes, Chaetothyriales, Herpotrichiellaceae. Gene Ontology annotation, molecular function: fatty acyl-CoA hydrolase activity.
AUGCGGAUAACAGCUGCGGAACCUGGCAAGGUCAAUUUCGAACUACCCAUUGAGAAGCAGCACACGAACCGCUUAGGGAUACUCCACGGCGCCACUCUAGCCACCAUGGUCGAUACUAGUGGCUCACUUGCUCUGGCAUCUCGUGGCCUGUACUCGACAGGAGUUUCGACAGAUCUCAGCGUGACCUACCUCAACGCAGGGGGUAAGAUCGGUGAUUUGGUCAAAGGCGAGGUCAUCUGCGACAAAUUCGGCAAAACCCUCGCAUACACUUCGGUCAAGUUCAUGAACAAGAAUAACGAGAUCGUGGCUCGAGGAAGCCACACCAAAUUCGUCGCCCUCGCCUGGAAGGACGAGAGAAAUAUUACAGAGGAUCUGAAACCCGAAGUCAGCGAAUCCAAAGCCAGUGAAGUCACGCGGACGAGUUUCAAGUGA